Molecule: messenger RNA, 2434 nt
Organism: Grammomys surdaster
Lineage: Eukaryota; Metazoa; Chordata; Mammalia; Rodentia; Muridae
Gene: Galns
Product: galactosamine (N-acetyl)-6-sulfatase
Exons: 14
Coding region: 94-1665 (523 amino acids)
Molecular function (GO): N-acetylgalactosamine-6-sulfatase activity; arylsulfatase activity
Source: RefSeq, a predicted model, not a curated record
CUCAUUCUGCAGCCAGGGGCCGCCCUACAGUCCAAAAGGAACCCUGCGGGCUGGGGACUGGGUCUGGGCUCCCCAGCGGGAACUUGGUUUGCUAUGGCGGCCUGUACCACAGCGAUCAUGGCCCAGCAGCUGCUGCUGCUACUGAGUGCUCUAGGACUCUCGACUGCAGGUGCUCCGCAGCCCCCCAACAUCGUGCUACUGCUCAUGGACGAUAUGGGGUGGGGUGACCUGGGUGUGAAUGGAGAGCCUUCCAGAGAGACCCCCAAUUUAGACCGGAUGGCUGCAGAAGGGAUGCUUUUCCCAAGCUUCUAUUCUGCCAACCCUUUGUGCUCACCAUCAAGGGCAGCCCUGCUCACAGGACGGCUGCCCAUCCGCAAUGGCUUCUACACAACCAACGCGCACGCAAGGAAUGCUUACACACCUCAGGAGAUCGUGGGUGGGAUCCCUAACUCAGAACACCUCCUGCCAGAGCUCCUGAAGAAGGCGGGCUAUACCAGCAAGAUCGUGGGCAAGUGGCAUCUGGGUCAUAGACCCCAGUUCCACCCUCUGAAGCAUGGAUUCGAUGAGUGGUUUGGAUCCCCCAACUGUCACUUCGGACCGUAUGACAACAAGGUCAAGCCCAAUAUCCCUGUGUACAGGGACUGGGAGAUGGUCGGCAGAUUUUAUGAAGAGUUCCCAAUUAACCUGAAGACCGGGGAAGCUAACCUCACCCAACUCUACUUACAAGAAGCUCUGGACUUCAUCCGGACACAACAUGCAAGGCAGAGCCCCUUCUUCCUCUACUGGGCCAUCGACGCCACCCAUGCACCAGUUUAUGCCUCAAAACAGUUCUUGGGUACCAGCCUUCGAGGGCGGUAUGGAGAUGCUGUUCGGGAAAUAGAUGACAGUGUUGGAAAGAUCCUGGGCCUUCUGCAGAACUUGGGCAUCAGUAAGAACACAUUUGUCUUCUUCACAUCUGAUAACGGUGCAGCCCUCAUUUCUGCUCCCAAACAAGGUGGCAGCAACGGUCCCUUCCUGUGUGGGAAGCAAACUACAUUUGAAGGCGGGAUGAGGGAGCCUGCCAUCGCAUGGUGGCCAGGGCACAUUGCUGCAGGCCAGGUCAGCCACCAGCUGGGAAGCAUCAUGGACCUCUUCACCACCAGCCUGUCCCUUGCAGGCCUGAAGCCCCCCAGUGACAGGAUAAUUGACGGGCUUGACCUUCUCCCCACCAUGCUCCAGGGCCAGAUGAUGGACAGGCCCAUAUUUUAUUACCGUGGCAACACACUGAUGGCAGUCACUCUUGGCCAGUACAAAGCCCACCUCUGGACUUGGACCAACUCCUGGGAGGAGUUCAGACAGGGCGUUGACUUCUGCCCCGGGCAGAAUGUUUCAGGAGUCACAACCCACACCCAGGAAGAACACACGGAGCUACCCCUAAUCUUCCACCUGGGACGUGACCCAGGGGAGAGAUUCCCACUCAGCUUCGCCAGUGAGGAAUACCAGGGCGCCCUCAGCAGGACCACCCGGGUUGUCCAGCAGCACCAAAAGUCCUUGGUCCCUGGACAGCCCCAGCUCAAUGUGUGUGACCAGGCUGUCAUGAAUUGGGCACCCCCAGGCUGUGAAAAACUAGGGAAGUGUCUGACACCUCCUGAGUCUGUCCCUGAGAAGUGUUUCUGGGCCCAUUAGCCAAGACCAGAAUCUCCAGCCAGCCCUCCAAGUUCCUGGAAGGCCUUGGCCUUGGGACUGAUGGAUGGAAGAGACCAGCUGCCCUCUGCUUACCCAUUCCUGGAUGAACGGCCCCUGCAACCAAUAGCAAGGCUCCAAGACUGCCCAUCCUGGAGCUCCUGACCCUAGAGUCAACUCUCUAGCAAUGUGGCCCAUCUUGCCAACUCCAGAAAAAGAAGAGGCUUGCCUACCCUAGGUGGCCUUGGUCACCAUCCGUGCUCCAGCCUAGGGUCUGACGCUGUCACUGUGCCUCCUCACUGUCCCUGUAUACAUUUCAACCUUGAUGUGUCCAUACAUUUCAACCUUGGUGUGUCGGAGACAAAAGUGAAGAUUUCAGCUCGAUGCCAAGGAGCCGCCAUCUGCCUGGCCAUCAGUCUUCACCCCCAGGCCAACCCCCUGAGCUGCCCUACCUCUUUCCCACUGGCUACAAGCAAAAGACAAAGAUAGCACAUUUUCCAGCCAAGGUGACAUCUGCUACCACCCCAUAGAGAUAGGAAGAUGAUAUCCUAAAUUUCUGGUUCUGGCUCAGUGCAGUACGGGGCCACUUCUGUACCUGUCACCUGUCAUGUGCUCCACAUACUCUCCAAGAUCCUUUCUCUGAAGGCUCAUGGGAGUUGUCCAUCAUAAACAAGUCUUCACAUCUGUGCAGUAACUGUAAUGCCAGAGCUGAAUUGUAAGCUUGGGAAACAAAGAGACAGGGAGCAGGAAUAAAGGAACAGGAGAUGUGUGA